AUGUCCUGCCAGCAGAGCCAGAAGCAGUGCCAGCCUCCUCCCAAGUGCCCUUCCCCAAAGUGCUCCCCAAAGUGCCCCAAAAAGAGCACAGCACAGUGUCUGCCUGCAGCCUCUUCCUGCUGUGCUACAAGCUCUGGGGGCUGCAGUGUCCCCAGCUCUGAGGGAGGCUGCUGCCUGAGCCACCACAGGCGCAGGUCCCACAGAUGCAGGCGCAGGAGCUCCAGUUCCUGUGACCGUGGCAGUGGUCAGCAGUCUGGGGGUUCAGGCUGUGGCCACAGCUCUGGGGGCUGCUGCUGA
Molecule: messenger RNA, 297 nt
Organism: Mus pahari (shrew mouse)
Lineage: Eukaryota; Metazoa; Chordata; Mammalia; Rodentia; Muridae
Product: late cornified envelope protein 3D-like
Exons: 1
Coding region: 1-297 (98 amino acids)
Biological process (GO): epidermis development
Source: RefSeq, a predicted model, not a curated record